CUCCCUGCUGCCAGCCUAACCCCUGGAAGGAUACCCCGUGGACCCUGCUGCAGGGUUCGGAUGGUCCCUCCACUCAGCAUCCAGGGCGCGCGUCCCCGUCCGGAGCCCGGCGGAGGGCCCUGCUCAUUCCCACCAAGGGCGGCAGCGGGACACCCCGGAUUCCCGGCCCCCCGGAGGCAUAAAAGGGAGGCAAUAAAACAGGAAAAGGAGACUAUGAACCAGUUCACGCCAGAGAAGCACAACGCGAGCGCGGCCCGCUGCCUCGGCCUCCGCAGCGGGGUCGGGUGCGCCCCGGAACGCGCCCUCCUCCCCAGCCCCCGCACCCCCGGGCCGGGAUCGCCCCUCGCGGACAAAGCCCGGCGCUGGGCGGGGUGGGGCGUGAGCGGGGGGCACUGGGACCCCGCAGACGCCCGCACAGGUGGGCUCCGGGACGCGGCGGGCGGGUCCCGGAGCGAUGGGAGGGCGCGAGCCUCCGGGCGGCGGCGCGGAGCCCGCGGGGGCCUGAGGGCAGGCCCGCGGCGCGGAGCCGGUGAGUGGGGCAUCCGCGAGGGGCGCGGCCCUGGGCGGGGCCCGGACAACGGGCCGGCGCUGGCAGGGCCAGGGGGCGGGGCGUCCCGGGGUCGGGGCGGGGCCAGUCGAGGCGCGGGCACCGUCGGCAAAUUCUCACAGCCCCAGCUGGGCGAAGCUCUGGAGAGCAGGCGUGCACUCUGCGCCUCGCGGACGCCGCCGCAAAUCCUCCCCGAGCCCCGCUGCGGGCGGGUGGGGCUGCGCCUGGAGCCAGGGGACCCCGGACAGCUUGCGCGCGCUGGCCCCGGCCUCCCUUUCUGCCGUGGAGCGCAAACGGCUGAGGAGAGUGUGAGGUUCGGAGUGACCCCAGGGUGUCCCACCCCUGGGGCGGAAGAAAGCUGGCCUCAGCGGCUUUCCACCUCCACCGAGCGUUCCAGCGCUGCGAGGUGUGCACUUGGCCGACAAUCUCUGGAGAAGGCGGAGCCUGGCCGCUGGCCGCAGAUCCGGGGGCUGGUCUCGCCGCGCCGCUGCAGUAAACACGCGGUGAGCGGCGCCGGCGGCCGGAGCCCAGCCGGGAAGGGCGGGAGAGAGACCCGCCGCACAUCCAAGCGCCCGGCAACGCCUUCCCCGGCCUCUCUCCAGCCCCGGGUCCCGCUCUCCCGGCCUGCACCCCGCGGCACAGCCCGGGCGCCCCGGGUCCCGCUCGCCAGCCCCCGGGGCAGGGCGCACUCGGCUAAGCGCUGUCCUUCUCCCCUGGGCUCGGCUGGUGCAGAAGAGGCUGCCCCGCCGAGGGAGCGCACCUCGUACCCCGCCUCCGGCCCGGGAGCUCCCGGGUCCCACUCCGCGGGGCAUGCAGUCCCGGCGCACGGGGGCUGUGUGCACCCCUCUCUCGGCGGACGCUCCGGGGGCCGCCCCGACCCCGCGCACAGCCUUGGCCCAAGUUCCGGGGGGCGCCCCCUAGCCCGGCUCGCUAGACGCGGGCGGGUGCACAGGACCCGGGUGCACGGGCUGUUCGCGCCGGGAGACGUCCGCAAGCCGGUCCCCCGUCUCCUCGAGGUCCCCCUAAGUCCCCCGAGGUCCCUGGCCCCGGUCCUCUCCCCCACCUCCCAGACGCAGCCGGAGGUGAGCGCUUACCCGUCCGGGCGCAGCUGGCAGCCGCUGGGAGCUCCGGCGCUGGGCGCGAGAAAAACAGCAGGUCCUCCUGCCACUUCUUCUAACCCUCCGCCCGCCUCGCCUGCCCCCCUCCGUCUCGGGCUGGAGGGGCGUCAUGCCAGGUGCCUCUGGAAGCUACACCUUGCCCUUCUUCAAAACAAGUUUAUAUCUGUAUCCAGAAAUGGAGUUUCCUGCCGUGUCAACACACAAAGAUGUCACAGCCAUCAGCGAUUCCCGCCCUCCAAAUGUGAAUUUCUGAGCCCGGAGGGCGCCCAGGAAGAAGGAUGA
Molecule: messenger RNA, 1947 nt
Organism: Cervus elaphus (red deer)
Lineage: Eukaryota; Metazoa; Chordata; Mammalia; Artiodactyla; Cervidae
Product: translation initiation factor IF-2-like
Exons: 8
Coding region: 61-1947 (628 amino acids)
Source: RefSeq, a predicted model, not a curated record